AUGGGAGCGUCGGCAGCCUACGAUGCUUUAAGAGAAGGUGAACCAAAGGAGGGAGAAUUGCACGAGCAGCUUGAGAAGCAGGUAACGGAGAGGUUGCCAAAGCCAUUGGAAUCACCAAUCGACCCAACAAUGCGCAAGGACAUUUUUGAGGAGACAGGCCCAGCAGUAGCGGAAAUCGUAUCCUGUCAACUGCCUGCCCAAACAGUUCCACAGCGUGAACAUGUUAUUGAAUCAGAAGAUUACUCACCACUUCGCCAACAAGAAAAACCUCUUCUCUCGCCUACGAAGAUAGAAGAUGCUUCUUCAUUCGAGGCGUCCAACUUGGAACCCCGUCCUCAAGAAUUUGAGCUAUUAUCUCCCUCUCUUACAAAAGGAGAAGAUAUUUCGCGCGCUCCAUCUGAUGAAGCAAGUGAACUAACGACUGUGUCUGAAAAUUAUUUAUCCGAUAUUAAGGAACAACUCUUGUCGCCUACCAAUCUUGAGCGACCGGCCUCUGCUGAUAGUUUUAAGCCGGAAACUCAGGACAAAGUUAUGACCGCCAGUCCGGAUUAUCGUUUGGCCGUCGAAGAGAAGAGUUCAGUAUACAUGCCACAGGAGGCUAGAGACGGUGAACCUAAUGUAAUUGAGUCAAAGAACUACUUUGCUGAGCCGGCGAAAUCGAUCUCCUCUCCUACAAGGAAGGAUUUACCAAUUUCUGCCACCCAGUAUGGACCACAAGACCAUGCCGAGGAUAUGUUCGCUAUUCCAGACUCCCAUUUAGCAGUCAAAGAAGAGCACACAGUUUAUGUGCCAUCAGCUGAAGAUACUGAACCAUAUAUUAUCGCAUCGGAAGAUUAUUCCAUUGCAAAGGAAGAGAAACUGCUCUCUUCACCCACAGGAAUUGGAACGUCCUUUUCUCUUGAUAGUCACAAACCGGAAACCCGUAUCGAAGAUAUGUUCACCAGCGCAGAGCCCUAUCCAUUAAAAGAAGAACAUAUAGAGUUUAGUCUACAAGGUGAAGGAACUAAGCCAUAUAUCAUUGCAUCAGAAGAUUAUGCUCCUCAGCUAGAAAACCGAUUGCUGUCUUCACCAACAAAGGUGGAGGAGCUACCCUUUUUUGAUAGGGAUCAACCAAAAGGUGAUGAAGGAGCCGAGACGGCAGAAGUGUUACCAACAAAGGAAGCUGAAAGAGAAGCACAGGCAGAACUUAAAGACUACAAAAGGAUAGACGAAACGCGACAGGUAUCGCCAUCAUCCAGAGAUAUUUCCCAACAUGAGGACAUCGCUGGAACCGAAGAAACCGUAGACCAUCAUUCGCCCACACAGCCAUCUCUCCAUUUCCUAGAAGAAGAAGCUAUAGAAAAUGUUUACAAGAUGAGAUUCUCAGACACGAUAGAGUUGGAGUCACCUGAACAGCAAUCAGCACAUACGCCAUCAUCGUAUCCCGAUGAGCAACAUUCGAUUGCUGGUGAUGACGAGUGGAAGGUCUACGAUAAUAAAGGUGAAGUCGUCGAGGAGUUUUCCAGUCAGCUGACAGAAGAAUUAAUCCAGGAAGCGGAAACAAAUGCAAGCCUUCAAGCAGAGUUGUCUCCACGGAAAAUGUUCAAGCAGGAAUCUUCCGAGGUUACGAUGGAGCCUGAAGUCGACUAUCACUCGGAUCUUCAGGAAAAACUAGAUAUUCUGGCAGAAGAGCGUCGCGAGAAACUAUUUUCUGUAGAAGAAGAAGAAGAGCACUUGGAGAUUAUUGAUGAGACAGAAUAUGAACACGAAGCUGAUCGUGAUCAAGAAAUCGAACAAGCAGCAAUUCGUUUAGUCGAAGAAGCAAUAAACGCUGUUUUGGAAGGGCAUGAAGAAACGAAGACUUUCACAUCAACAUCUGGAUCAAAUGUCUAUCAUACGGCAACAGAACAUUCAAAAGACGAACAAUACGACACUUGUGUAACUUCACAAGAUACGUACGACUCAGCACAGGAAUGGACGUCGCAGGAGUCGGAGUACACAACGGCAGCUAGCGGAGCAACAAGUCGGCUGAGUGAAGCAGAAGAAAGACAAGGAAGUGUAACGCCCUUAGCCAUACUAUCCCCAGUGGACUCCGACAGGCACUUCACUGCAAAUCAAGACUUUGAAGAGACAAUUCCAGUGAUACGACACUUUACUGUGGACGAUACCGCCAGGUCGACGCCGGACGUCCCACUUCAAGUUACAAUUGAAGAGGAGGAAGAGUCUGAAGCAACACUGCCUAUGAGUCCAAGUGGUGUACUACUAGCUCCUCGAGCGGAUCCGGGGCGGCCGAUUUCGCCUGUUCCGCCUAGUCGUCAAGCAGAUGAUGAUGAAGAUUACUUCGUUUUUGUUGAGAAACCACAAGAAAAGACCUCUUCUAAAACGAGUGAGAAAUUGUUGGAAAGGAAAUCUACAGAGACCGAUACGAGUGAUAGCCAUGGAGAAAGGUACUAUACUCGACAACUUUCUGACAUAUCAUCUGGAAGUUACGCUGACACGGUGAUACAACGUGGAAAAGGAGAUAUGGAAUCAGCUGCGGAUGUUGGAGAUAUUACCUCCACCGUUGAAACUAUAUCUGCUUCACCCGAACCACUAGAUAAAGUUUCGCCUGAGAGCAGUCCUGAAGAGAAAAGUGGAUCGCCCACAAAAAUUAGCGACGAAACUGAGGAGCGACUGGAGAAAGACCAGACGAUGGAGUCACCUUUGUCUGAAGAAUCAGCAAAAGACAGAACAAGUGACAACGAAGAAGGUUUUGUGAUUUGCUCACCAAUUGAAGAGACUCCUAUGGGAGAGGGUGAAUUGGAAACAGUAGAAGAAGAGCCUGAAGAUGUUGAAUCAGUUAAUGGCAGCGGUAAUUCGUCCGUAGGAGUACCUUCAGACACAUUAGCGUUGGUUGGGAAGUAUAAACACGUAUCAAGCGACAAUGUGUCUCUUACCAGCCUUCAAGAAUUUGAACGCUUAGAGCAAAUUGUAAUAAAUCAUGGAGAAGGCAGCUUAAGUGCUAGUGAGAUUGAGCUCUAUGCAGCUGGAAAACUGCGAUGCGCUGGAUCCAGCGGUUCCGGCGAGGGCUCAGUUAGUUCACUGGCAGAAUUUGAAAAAUUGGAACAAGAGCUUACUGCAAAUAUCUCACCUCAAGAAGAAGUCGCAAUGCUUCCUGAGAUUCGUGAAGAAUCGGAGGUCGAAGAUAUGAGCAUCCGUGACGAUGAUGAAGAAGAGCAUUCGGAAACUGAAGUGAAGACAAGACCAAUUGACGAGGAAGAUCUCAGAAGUGCAACACCAAUUGCAUCGCCGGUGGAUUCACUUGAACAUGAACCCAUCGUCUCUACAAUACCACUUCUCGAAACAAGUACGGAUUCGUUGGAACCGUCCUAUGAGCGCGUGGAAACUCAUACUCAACGGGAUAGCGAAGUAUCAUCCCUAGCCGAAUAUGAAGUAAGUUCAAAACCCACGUUAUUCAAUAAACUCACAUCAUUUCCUAUAAAUAAAAUAAUUUCAAGCACAGGUUACGGCUAAAU
Molecule: messenger RNA, 3494 nt
Organism: Strongylus vulgaris
Lineage: Eukaryota; Metazoa; Nematoda; Chromadorea; Rhabditida; Strongylidae
Source: the annotation of a GenBank genome assembly